AUGACCACAGCCACAGGCAACUGCAUGAAUGAGCCCACAGGACACCGCAUUACUGAGCCACAAGACACCGGCAUGACACAAGCCAAGGCCAUGUACCUUGGUAAUUAUAAAGCUAUGACUAAGGAUGAAAAGACUAAUGCCGUAGACAAACCAAUUAAAAUGGUGUCUACAGUCAGUGGCACAUUGCAUGAGAACAUUAACGCAUUGUCGUGGUCUGCAGCCUCACACUUGUACCAGAGGACUCUGACUUUGAGACAUUCUUCAACGACAACGCAUCCAGUAGCAUCAUCAGCGGAGAACGCUAAUCCCAACCUGGGCCUAAUCUUGAGUGAUUCAUGUGUGGCCAGGCUGAAGGAGAUCAUUGAUGAUGAUAAAUCCUUCCUCAGGGUAAUCGUGGAAGGUGGAGGCUGCUCAGGCUUCCAGUACAAGUUUGAGUUGGACACACAAAUUAUGGAAGAUGACAGCUCAUUAUUACAUAUGGACUUAAAGAAUAAAGAAAGUAUUGUAGUGCUGCAGUUAUUCAUGGUGAGAACCCACACUCAAGUUUACUCUCAAGUUUUCCCUUCAGUGGGAGUGACCUGAAGCUGGUGAAGGGCUGUUGAUCCAAGGAAUCAGAUCUCACCUUUUCCACUACCCAGGUGCUGUGUGACCUUUGCAAGUUUAA
Messenger RNA from Cherax quadricarinatus, 664 nucleotides. NCBI's taxonomy places the organism in Eukaryota, Metazoa, Arthropoda, Malacostraca, Decapoda, Parastacidae. The record is from RefSeq and is a predicted model, not a curated record.